Messenger RNA from Rana temporaria (common frog), 983 nucleotides. Its product is annotated as olfactory receptor 4Q2-like. Bases 1 to 954 code for a protein of 317 amino acids. Gene Ontology annotation, cellular component: membrane. The record is from RefSeq and is a predicted model, not a curated record. NCBI's taxonomy places the organism in Eukaryota, Metazoa, Chordata, Amphibia, Anura, Ranidae. Gene Ontology annotation, molecular function: olfactory receptor activity; G protein-coupled receptor activity. Gene Ontology annotation, biological process: G protein-coupled receptor signaling pathway. The transcript has a single exon.
AUGGAUCUUCAAAAUCAAAGUUUUGUAACAGAGUUCACCCUUAGUGGUUUCUCCCAUUCACAUGAAGCUCGGGUUAUUUUCUUUGUCGUGUUUCUCGCCUUGUAUUUGAUGACCUUAUCAGGGAAUCUUCUCAUCAUGACAGCAGUCCAUGUUGAUCCACAUCUGCGUUCACCUAUGUAUUUUUUUCUCAGCAACUUGUCUUUCUUGGACAUGUGCUACUCAACAGUCACCAUCCCAAAGAUGCUGGUUAAUGUCUUCUCAUAUCAAAAGACUAUCUCCUUUAACCAGUGCAUAUUGCAGCUUUUCUUCCUUCAUUUAUUUGGUGGCACAGAGUGCUUUCUUCUGACUGUCAUGGCAUAUGAUCGCUAUGUGGCUAUCUGUAAUCCACUAAGGUAUCACAUUGUCAUGAAUUCCAAAUUUUGUUGUUGGCUGGUGGCAUGUACUUGGCUAGCAGGUUUCUUGCAUUCCUUUACCCAGGCUUUUAUCACGUACCAGCUGCCAUUUUGUGGUCCAAACAAGAUAAAUCACUUCUUCUGUGAUGUCCACCCACUAGCUGUACUUGCCUGUUCUGACACCUUCUUUAUUGAUAUAUUUAUUAUAGCAAACAGUGGGAUGAUUUCACUCACUUGCUUUGUGGUGCUAUUGUUCUCCUACCUUGGAAUCAUAACCACAAUCUUAAAGAUCCGUUCUUCAGAAGGGAGACGUAAAGCAUUUUCUACAUGUGCAGCCCAUCUCCUGGUUGUUACAAUCUUUUUUGGACCAUGCAUAUUUAUCUAUUUGAGGCCGCCAGUGAACUAUGCAGCAGACAAGCUGGUGUCUGUGCUGUAUACAGUACUGACACCUCUAAUAAAUCCUAUUAUUUACACACUACGAAACCAGGAGGUCAAAAAUGCUAUCAGCAAACCUUUCAGAAACAAACAGCAAACAGAUAUUUGUCACAAACCACUGAAAUAAAGAAAGGGUUUACAUUAUUUCUAUUAAGA